Messenger RNA from Anneissia japonica, 546 nucleotides. Its product is annotated as adhesion G-protein coupled receptor V1-like. Lineage: Eukaryota; Metazoa; Echinodermata; Crinoidea; Comatulida; Comatulidae. Gene Ontology annotation, biological process: negative regulation of adenylate cyclase activity. The transcript is spliced from 3 exons. Gene Ontology annotation, molecular function: G protein-coupled receptor activity. The annotation marks the transcript as partial. The record is from RefSeq and is a predicted model, not a curated record. Gene Ontology annotation, cellular component: membrane.
AUGUCAUCAGGAGCCAUUAUGAUCUGGCUAGUUGUACUGCUAUCCCAAACUGCCAUUCUGCUGGCCCAGAAUGCUCAGGUUUUCUUUCUGCAGACAACGGUCUCAGUGGAAGAGACUAACGACUCAUCCUUCACCCUAAAUGUGCGGAAGACUGGAAAUAUUGAUACAAGUAUCACAAUACUUGUUGCUCCAAUAGAAAAUAUACAAAGUGAUUUUGGGGUUCCAUACACUCAAACUAGAGAGAUUAGUGCAGGCAACGAAGUAGAAACAUUUGGAACAACAUGGAACAUUAGAAAUGAUGAUAUUCCUGAAGGCGAUGAAGUGUUUAUCUUCGAACUGAGUGAUUUGUCUGGCAGUGAGCAAGUGGUUAUAAGUCAAGCCAUUGUCAGAGUUACAAUACUAGCUAAUGAUGAUGCAUAUGGCAUUAUCGGUUUUUCUUCAAUUGGACCAUUGCUAUUUGUUGAAGAUCCAUUCGAGGAAACCAUUGUCGAUAUUUCUUGUUCUCGGACACGUGGGACCUUUUCAGCGGUGUCAGCAACUUUUGAG